UGUAUGGACAAUCCAUGGGCGAACGCUUGGGCCACCUCGGAAACCACCACCACCUCGGACGAACCUGGCUGGGAACAGUCUAAAACGGUCAAUAAACCCUGGAUUCAGCCAUCGGAUACCACAGAACCCACCUGGAAUCCACCGUCACCUCAAUGGACCGUUAACGAGCCAACCUGGCGACCACCAACACCGCAAUGGUCGAAGCCUGAAUCGGAGACAGAGUUCGAAAGUGAAAAGGAAGGAGAAGAAUGGCCAAAGCUGUCACCCAGUGUCGCAGACGAGGAGGACGUGCAGGAUCUUGUUGUGGCAGCUUCGGAAAUAUCACCACAGUCUCCCUCGGCAGUCGACGCGUUUGGGUCAUUUGAAGCUGCGCAAUGGCAUGAUAAUGAUAUCCCUCAAAGAGAAGACGAAGAUAAGGACUUUAGGCCCAUAGACGAAUGGGAGCUUGCAAAGCAAGAAAAGGCUAAGCAGGACCAAUACGUUCCGCCGGAGCUUCUCUCUACAAUUCUUACUCAACUAGAGAUACUCUCAAAGGACAUAUUCCUUCAGAAGGUGCCCAACCACGGCAUGGCCCCGACAACCCUCGCACGCGAUAUAGUAGAAGCGGUGGAAGGACUCGAAGCAGUCGCCAACCAACUCAUCCCGACAUCAAUCUCCUUAGAACCUAUUCCCCCGUUUCCCAAGUCGUGGAUCCACAAGAAGACCGCCGAUGCGGUACGACUCUCACGGCACACUAACGUCUCCCGACAGGCGAGCCCGUUGGCGAAGUACCUCGAAUCGAAAGGCUCAACUGCAUGGGAAGCCGCAAUCAAGUCCCGUCCAGAACCUAUUCACGAUGAUAGUGAUGUUUUACCAGUGGGCUGGAAGGUUCUUGACACUCAGAAAGGGAGGGGCACAGUUGCUAUUCCAGAAAUGAAACGGAAGAGCACCGGUCUUCUGUCAUCGUUCUUUGGAAGAAAUAAAUCGGCUUCACCUGCUCCCUCGACGAGUACUUCGCCUACACCUUCUCCCAGACAUAGUAUUGACUUGGGUGAGGACCCCACUUCUCCUACAUUCGCUGCCACGACUUCUACCGCGAAGCAUAUACUGCCUUCAAUGACAAAGCCCACUCCUGUGCCCGUUCCUACCCCUUCGACUUUUCCCACUACUUCUGCUGCGAUUUCUACGGCAGAGUGUAAUCCGUCUCCGGAUAUAUUUCUCCCUGACAGCCCACCACCUUCUGCCGUCUCCCGUUUUCUCGGUCGGUUUUCUCGCACUAAACCAAGUAAUGCCAACGCAACCUCAAUGGCAUUGUCGUCAGACGACCUCGAUUUUCUGACAGAACAUGACACAUCCAAGGCGGUACCAAGCGCGUUGGAUGACGAUGACGACCCAUUGGGUUUUGGCUCACUCCAAAGUAAUCCCGUGAAAAAGAUUUCUCUACUCGCCUCUCCUGUAAUGGCCCCACCGCCAACAUCAUCCACAAGCACAAAGACAACCCUCCCCACCCCGCCGGUGUUGCCUCUAGGUUUACCAACUCCCACGACGUCGUCAUUUGCACCAGAAAUAUUAGAUGACGCCCGAACUCCGACCACGUUGAAAUUCAAUUCCGCUUAUCCAGGUACUACCUCUAAGCAAAUUAACGGAGGGAAAGGUUUUGGAUGGGUGCCCCCCACGGGUUCUUGCAUUGGCGAGCCCACCCCGACCACCCCAAAUUCUUCCUCCUUACCGACACUCAAUGCGAGUACUGGGAGCACAUCAGCGGUUAGACAUUCUCCAUUUCUUCCACCUCCAACAAAGGUUGGCAAACGACCUACCCUGGUUGCUAUAAUGUCUUCCUCACCAUCAGAUAGACCUGCUCCGUCGCCCAAAUUGCCGCCACCUCCUGGAGUCGGAAUCCAUCCUGCGCCACCUUUACUGGCAGCUCCUGGCUCCGGGUCUCAGGUCAACUCGCCAUCGCGUAUUAGCAACGGAUCCUUCCCUUCCGAAGCGCAAUUUAAAGCACCAGGGGGGAGUCCGGAGAAAGACACGCUACCGCCUCUACCCAAUGAGUCGUAUGCUGGUCCCUCGUCAAGUGUACAUAACGAUGACGAUUUUGCCGACUUUCAGGACUCCAGUUUUGCCAGUUUCAGAAUCGCUCCUAGCAGCCUUGGCUUCAGUCCGGCACAUAGUCAUAGGUUCAAUCAGAGUAUAUCAAGUACAUCGUCUGCUUCCGAAACAAGCUUCUUUGGUGGUCUGGGUGAUAGUUCGAUGGAUUCAAAUAUGAGCAUGAGCGGAAGCAGUGUGAGCGGAGAGGAUAGGGAUAGUAUGUUCAGUAAUUUCGAUGAAUUCGUUUCUGGUUUGACUGUUCCUCCCUCGACAAAUGCGAAGUCACAACCAGCGUCGCACUCACUAUCAAAUGCGCUGGUCUCACAGCCAGCUCAGUCCUCCCCUCCCCUUAUAGUGCCCUCAAGUCAACAACUGGCACGCCAAUCCAAGCUGUUACACCAGCGAACGCAAUCUCCCCUCGACUCUGUUAAAGGGAAGCCACGGCCAUCUACAUCUUCAGGUGCCUCUUCUCCCUUACCUACACUUAGCAGGCAGAACACUGGAAACACGUCGUUCCCUGCCCCUGUGUUGAGUAGCGGUAGCUCCCUAACUUUGAGCAGACAGAAUACCGGCAAUGGCAAUGGAAACGGCCAUCGUUCGUUCACCCCUGUUAUCACGAGUACUUCACGCCAAAACACGGGGACUUUCCCAUCUGUCAUCAUGAGCACCGCCCACAGCGGGCGGAGAACUGAAGCUGAAGGUUUAAGUGGUAUCCCGCCAGUCUUGCCAGCUCCACCUGGGUCUGGAUCAUCACUGGCAGCUGCUAAGCCGUCAGGUUCGGUGGCGGACUCGGAUAUUUUCGGGAAUUACGAGGGUAACGCGUCAACAUUGCCUCCUGUAUUGUUACCUCCGUCGACUGCGAACAAGGGUAUGUCUUCUGAGAAUGACGACCCGUUGGAUCUGUUUGGGGGAAGUAUGGGUACAGGUAGGAGUCAGUCUCUAUCUGUACCACCACUUGGUGCAAGUACUGGUAAAAGUAGUGGUGGGCUAUCGGCUCAGGAUUUGUCAUUUUUCGAGGGGCUGUAGGUCUCUGAUUUUAGUCUUGGUUAUCUCCGAUUCCGAUAUUUCGCAUUUAUUCAACGAAGAGCGUGUCAAACACGCAAUCGCCCUUAUGAGUAUAAAUUUUUCCAAAGGUCAUCUCAGGUCAAGUGCUAGUGAUCACAGAUACGUGUGAUGAUCGUACUUUUGAGGAGUGUGAAGGUCAGGAACGACCAAGCUUUCGUACUCUUUCACUAUCAUCUACAUUGGUGUUGGUAGAUGUUCCAUCGACCCCUUUUACCUUUACCUGUCCAAUCAAUCUUUGUACGACGUUCUCCCACAUGUGAUUAUUGACCCCUUUAGCUUGUCCGAGCUGUCCCCGAAGCAGUGAAAGUUCUGCUUCCAAGUCAGUUACACGCGAUUGUAGGGCGACUGUAUCUUGGCCUCGUUCUUGCGAUGCGGAUGUUUGAAGAAAAUAACUUUGAUCAUGAACAACCGCUUCUUCCG
Molecule: messenger RNA, 3552 nt
Organism: Marasmius oreades (fairy-ring Marasmius)
Lineage: Eukaryota; Fungi; Basidiomycota; Agaricomycetes; Agaricales; Marasmiaceae
Exons: 3
Coding region: 4-3093 (1029 amino acids)
Source: RefSeq, a predicted model, not a curated record